GCCAUCUCUACUCAUUCUGCUCGCGACAGUAAAAAAAAUCGGAUCGAAGUGUAAAUCGGUGUGAAUUAAAUUAUUCGCUGUGAUGUGAUAAAAACUAAACGGCAGCGAGUGCUCGUAGUAAACGCGCAAAUGUUCGGCGAACAGUGUCCCCAAAUCGAAGGACCUUGAAACGAAAUUGGAGACCAAAACAAAAGUGACGUCAUAAUGGUGCUAUUUAUGUAUUUGUAUAUCGCCUGCAGAAGUUAGCUGGUAAACAUGACACAAUAAAUUAGUGAAACAACAAGGCAACGACGAUCGAAACGGGUCUAAUUUUUAUACAAACCCCCAACACCCCCGAAGAAAUUCCAAUUAAAGUGCCCUACGAUCCACACCCGCUAAAAUGGCCAGCGUAUGGAAGCGAUUGCAGCGCAAUUUCAAGCGAGCCGCCAAAUUCCAGUUCACCGCAUCGUACCACGAUCUGCAUCUGGAAACCACCGCCAAGUGGCGGCCGUCGAACCUCUCCAUCGUUUGGACCAGAAGAUCUAGACGAGUGGCCAGUGCUCCCUUGCCAUGGGAGCCGGACAUGAUGAACCCCCUGGUGGGCAACAUAGCCUGGCCAGUGCCCGACAAUCACACCAUAUCUGUCACCCUAUUCAAGGAUCCCCGGACACACGAGCUGGAGGACAAGGACUGGACGUUUGUCAUCGAAGAUGUCACUCCGAUGGGCAAGAAACGUGUGCUGGCCAAUGCCAGCAUCAAUAUGAGGAAGUAUGCCAGCAUAGAAUCCACUCAGCAGAGCUUUACUUUGACACUAAAGCCAGUCUCGAAGAAGAUUACGGCGGCCAGUUUGGAACUCACGAUUAGCUGUGUAUUCUUGCGAGAAGGAAAGGCUACAGAUGAGGACAUGCAGAGCGUUGUCUCCAUGAUGUCCGUGAACAAUAAUGAUGUGGCGCCUUUGGAUGAUUUGGAGGAUAUUCCCGAUCUAGAUGGCUUUAGUGAAAUUACGGACAAUUUUAAUGACUUUACCCAGCAACUGGAGCAUAUGACAACUAGCCUAAAUGGCUGCAUUGAUGUGGCCACGCCUCAAAGUGUACCCUCGUUAUCUGAAGAUCCAACUCCGUUGGCCGAGUCAUUUAAUCACUUGCAUUUUGAACUAGAAGCCGACGGCAAGCGGGAAGCUGCCACCAAGUUAGACUUGCCCACAGCUGCAUCCGGUGGUUGUAGUGGUGCUGAAGAGUCCUUGAAAACGCCGAAUGGACUGCAACCGCUGGUGGACAAAACGCCAAUAAGGUCACCAGAUGAAGUUAAGCAGCCACAGCAGACUCCGGCAGAGUCAUUGAAGUCUAAAACUACAGAGACCUUUGACAAAAUGGUCACCUCAACGCCCCUCGAACCCAACACUAUCAAGGAUGACGUGAAGCCAAAGAAGAAGAGGGCUCUAUUCUUCACUGAAAAGGAGGAUGAGCAGUCCUUAAGGGUGGAAAGUGUCAGUGAGGAUACCACCAAGACUAUCGGCGACAACAGCACCACUAAGGAAAAGCCCAAAGAAGAUAGCCAGUCCAGCAAGGAUGCCUCAUCCGUGGUGGUACCGAGUGCCAAGCGCCCUGAACUGCAGCCCCUAAACUUAAAGAAGAGCUACGAACCCUCGCCGACACCUGAACCCGCACCUGCACCCGCACCCGCAUCUGUGAUAAACGAAUCGAUUGGAUCGGGUUUUAGUACCUCUGGCUCGUUGAACAACAGCCUCAAGCCGGUGGAGAAGAUCGUGCUGAAGGAGAACACGCCCGGGCAGGAUCUGCUGGAGUGGUGCAAAGAAGUUACCAAAGACUACCCCAAUGUGAAGGUUACCAACCUGACGACCAGCUGGCGCAACGGCAUGGCCUUCUGCGCUAUUAUUCAUCACUUUGUGCCGGAGCUCAUUGAUAUGUCCAAGCUGAGCGCCCAUGACGUUGUGGGCAACUGUCGGAUUGGCUUCGAUGCGGCGGAGUCAUUGGGAAUACCUCGUGUAAUCGAGCCGCGCGACAUGAAUAUGCUGACAGUACCGGACAAGUUGGCCGUGAUGACUUAUUUGCAUCAGUUGCGGGCGCACUUCACCGGCAAGCAGCUAAAAAUUGAGCAAAUCGGUUCAACGGCAGACGAAUCGAGCUACGUGAUUGGAGACUACAAGUCGGACAAUUUGUCGCAGAAUCGUAUUAACUUUUCACACCCCAAGUCGUUGUUGCUGCAUCAAAACUCAUUUGAUGAGGAGAUAAAUGGUUCAAAUAAGUCGGAGCAACUAUCUCCCACAAGCAAAAAGGAUGUGAAGAAUCUGAUUUUGUACAACUCUAAGAAUAUUCUGGACAAGGUGCUGUCGCCCACCAAGGACAAGAACUCUAUCAACGCAUCGCAGCACGCUAAUCAGUCGCCUAUGCUCAGCUGCCAGACACCGCCGCCGCAGGAUGAAUCGCUGGAUAAAGGGUCACAGCCGGGUGGCAAGGAGAACAGCUCCAUAACCACAAUUGAUCCCCAGGCAGCCAGUGAGGAGAGGCAGCAGCGUCUGCGGGAACAGGCUCGUCGCCUUAUCCUGGAGACUCGUGUGAAGAGCAGUGGCUCCAUCGAGAGUCCAACCAGGCCCAAGUUGGAGCGCACCAUCUCCCCGAUCCACAACGGAGCCGAGGAGUUCUACAUGGAGCACGUGAAAAAGCUGGAGCCAGGCAGUCCUAGUCAUAGGUUAAGUGAUCCGAAGGUUCUACAGUCCUUCAACGCAAUCGUGGACCGCGUCUCACCAAAGCACGAGAAAAGGGGUGACAAGCUGUCCUACAUCGAUUCCGAGCUGGAGGCCCUCGAGCGGGAGCAGGAGGCUAUCGACCAGAAGGCCAGCAAUCUGGAGGCCAAGCUGCGCGCCGUAAUGGGCGGCAAUCCAAGUAAUAAUCGUCGGGGUGGCGCUAGAAACAGCAACCCCUUCCUUAGGCUAAUCCGAAAUAGUAUUGGUGGUGGUGAUGUGAUACGCAUUAAGCUGCUCGACUCGGAUGACGAGAGCCUUUUUGGUGGAGGUGCCGGUAGUGGUGGCGGUCGUAGCGGAGCGUGCAGCGAGGACGACGACAGGGACUCGUCCAGCGAUAGUGUCUGCAACUCCGGCGACGAGUUGCACACGCGUCUGCGCCCCCGGCCACGCUCCCAUUCGUGUUUUGUGAAUGUGAACAAGAACCAUCCAUCGACCAUAAACACGCCCGCUCAUCUGCGCCCGCAUCAUGUGCAUCAUGUUGUGCCCUACACCCACCUGCUAGACAGUUCCCCGUCGGCGCUCUCCUCGCAGCAGUCUUCCUGUGAUAAUCUGCCUGCGUGCAGCGAUGAUGACGAGGUCCUGGCGCUGGCGGCCACCGGUCGUGCGGCCUCCUUGCGGCGGCAGCAGGAUCGCCAUAGGCGACGCCGUCAGCGGCGGGAGCGGCGCUCCCAUUUAUGUCACAGUCCCAGUCAUUGUGAGACCGAGGAGACAGAGGAGCAACUGCUAUCGCAAUGGUUUACGCUGGUCAACAAGAAGAACGCACUCCUCCGACGACAGAUGCAGCUAAAUAUACUCGAACAAGAAAAAGAUUUGGAGCGAAAGUAUACAAUGCUUAAUCAAGAGCUCCGCGCUGCGCAGUCUGUGGAAGAUUGGCGCAAGACGGAAGUUCAGCGGGAGAAGGAGCGUCUGCUUCUCGAGGAACUGAUGACUAUUGUCGACAAGCGUGACCAGUUGGUUCAGCAUUUGCACAACCAAGAGAUAGCGAUCGAAGACGACCAGGAGAUCGCGAGAAAACUGGAGCACGUGGACAUCAGUGCUGAAAAAGACAAAUGUGUUCUUCAAUAGAAAUCGAAAUUAACCAAACCUGACUGGAGAUUAUACUUACACACACUCAAUCUUAUCUAUGUAACUAGUUAGAUAACAACUAUGUUCAGUGACACGCGAUAAGGUCGCGUGGUUUUUGUGGUUCGGUGUCGCUUCUUAUGCAAUCGUUAUAUCCAACGACAACAAAUACUUGGACCACUUGGUAUGGUAAUUAAAAAAAAAGGUAUACUGUGAAACAAAACAAAUUGCUUUUGUAUUUAAGCAAAACAAUUCAAAAAAUAAGAACAAAACGUCCGUUAGUGAUCUAAGUGAAAAGACAAGCACACGUUUAUACACCUAUUUACGAUAAUCAGAUAUUGGUAUUACUUUAAAUUUAAUGGUGGUAACCUUGUUUCAUGUUUUGUUGCUGUGCCAUUUGAACCACUCCCAACUUAAAUCCUCAACGCAAUAACGAUGUGAGAUAGGGAAUUGAGGAGGCAAUUUUACGUUAGUUUUACUUUAGCAUUUAUCCCACAUAACUAGAAACGCUUCAUCCAAAAAUACACGUACACUUAUAUAUUUAUGAAUUACACUUACAUAUACAAAAACCUAUCUUACCAUACCUUAUUUAGACCCGUACAUUUGCUCUAAGUUAAGCAAAGCGCUUUAAUCAUAAUUUAAAGGUGGCUUAUAUACUUAUAUGAUAAACAUUUUGAUUUACUUUGCCCAGGCGAAUGUAUAAAGAACUGUUCGACCCAAGGAACAUUAAUAGCUAAUAAAAAAAAACGAAAAUGCUGGUGCUCGUCAUCAGCACCGAAUAAACCCAAAAA
Drosophila yakuba is the source of this 4596-nucleotide messenger RNA. RefSeq names its product EH domain-binding protein 1 (gene Ehbp1). Lineage: Eukaryota; Metazoa; Arthropoda; Insecta; Diptera; Drosophilidae. The transcript has 13 exons. The record is from RefSeq and is a predicted model, not a curated record. Gene Ontology annotation, molecular function: protein binding. Bases 380 to 3808 code for a protein of 1142 amino acids.